This is a messenger RNA of Pararge aegeria (speckled wood butterfly), 3598 nucleotides long. RefSeq names its product regulating synaptic membrane exocytosis protein 1 (gene Fife). Bases 1 to 2973 code for a protein of 990 amino acids. Gene Ontology annotation, biological process: positive regulation of synaptic transmission; regulation of membrane potential; calcium ion-regulated exocytosis of neurotransmitter. NCBI's taxonomy places the organism in Eukaryota, Metazoa, Arthropoda, Insecta, Lepidoptera, Nymphalidae. Gene Ontology annotation, molecular function: transmembrane transporter binding; small GTPase binding. The record is from RefSeq and is a predicted model, not a curated record. The transcript is spliced from 19 exons. Gene Ontology annotation, cellular component: presynaptic membrane; cytoskeleton of presynaptic active zone.
AUGAAAUUGAACAGAUUCAGCAGCAAAAUCAAUGUUGGUAAAAUCGUGCAAAACACGGAUGAAAUGGUGGCGACGGAGGAAACAACCGUGCCCGGUCAGAUUGAAACGCCCGGCACUUUUGGCAAACUUCGUCAGACACUAUCUUCUUCACUCCUUACGGCACAAGAUAAAGUAACGAAGCUAGGGCCACGGGCGGGCGUGACAGAGGUAGUAGUGGAACCUGCGCCCGCACCGCCACCUGCACAGCCUCCGCCGGCAGCCACUCCCGCCAAGACUGAACGUGAGGCUGGCAAAGCGCCUUCUCGCGCAGGUGCUUGCCGCGUAUGUCUAAAAGCCCUAAAGCCGGGAGAGGUGUUUCACAUAUGCAACGGCUGUCAGCACCGUGUAUGCGAGGAUUGCUCAUCCUAUUCCAAACCUGCUAGCGACGAAGAGGUAAGUUCAUGGCGGUGCUCCGUGUGUCGUCGUAAAGCAGGGCCAAGGGUGCCGCCCGCAGCUCAGGACAGCACAGACUCCCUCCUGGAUGUACCAGUGCUUGAGGCGCUACAACGCCGACACUCUGAAGCAAGGCUUGGCAGUGGCGGUUCCAGCACUGCCCUUGCCCCGCCCAGAUCUCCAGAAUUGCGUCGACACUCUGAUGUUUCGCCUGCGUCAUUAAAGGAAUUAGAGAAGUUAAAGGGCGGCGGCAGCGUGACGCCAAACACGGAGUCACGGCGGCCUAGUACAGUGAGUCCGGCUCGCCGGCGCUCCGUGCGUGCACCAGCACCCAGGCAACGCUCCGUUGACGAGGACCAACACCCACCUUCGCAUUCACCAGCUCUUGGUGCACCGCCACCUAUGUCAAGAAGGGCUUCUGCGGUUGACGUGGUAGCGGGCGGUGGAUCUAGACGCAGUUCCUAUAGGGCAGACACCGAUUCAGUGGAAAUAAGCUCGACACCUCAAAUUAGUGGCCUAAGCGUCGAUGAAGAUCGACCGAUUAGACGAAGAGGUAGUCAACUUCCGGACAUUGCCGCGUUACAGCAAAGAACUGGAGCUCUGAAUGCGCUUGCAUUACGAGGCUCCGAAUCAUCAGAACCUUCAGCGGCAUCCAUUGCAGCUGCCGCGGCCGCAGCUGCUGCAGCGAGACAAAUGUCCGUUGAUGCUGAAGCCAUCAAAAUAGUCAUACAUGAUGUUGACGAUCGUUCACCCCGACGUGUAACCUUACGACGAGACCCUAAUGAUAAAGGGCAUAGGUCGCGAGGUUUCGGCAUGCGUGUCGUGGGUGGUAAGCCUGACGCGAGCGGACGUCGUGAGGCAGUUAUUGUAUGGACGGUGCCUGGUGGACCGGCCGACCUUGUAGGAUUACAACAGGGAGAUAAGGUACUGGAAUGGGGUGGAGUCCCGCUAACAGAGCGAAGUUUUGAAGAAGUAUGCGCUGUGCUAGAACGAGGUGGAGACGUCGUUGACCUAUUGGUAGAACCCGCACCACAGCUUGACGAUCCGCCUGCACCGCCCGCAAUGGCGCAACACCAUCACCAUGGCCUAUAUGAACCGGAUACGGACAAAUCGCCGUCAUCACCGACCCGAAGGAAAUUGCCGAAAACCCCGGAACAAGACCGUGCAGAGCGAGUUCGCGAGCGUCCACCGGCACGUGCGCAGUUACAAGUUUGGUUCGAGAUGGAACUUCGUAAACUAGUUGUUGUGCUCAUCGCAGCGGAUGAUCUGCCUCCUCGAGAUCAUACACUGGGCUAUGGGGAUGAGCCUGAAGCAUUUGCAAGAAUACGUCUCUUACCAUCACUCGAAACUUGCCCACCUGUUGAAACAGAUCCUGCAUCAGCGUCAUGUAGCCCAGUAUGGAACGCCACACUUGGGUUCGGCGGACUCACAGCAGAUUUACUGGCGGGCCGAGCACUCGAGCUUACAUUGUGGGACGCCUGCCCUGGCAUUGAUCCUGUACUCAUCGGUGAAUGUACCAUGGAAUUGGAGAAAGCGUUUGCAGAAGAACGAGCGGUCUGGUGGACGCUGGAGGAGCGUGGAACUCGUUCUGCAAAUGCUUCACCUCGCGGCUCUUUAACUGGUGGCCGAGCUUUAAGACGAGGAGAUUUUGCUUCACAACGUUCUAUUUCAGAUGACAUGGACUCAAUCGGCGAGUGUGCUUCGCUUCUGCAUCCAGAUCACGCUUGGGUAGCGGGCUCUCGACGUGGCUCUUCACAAUCCGAAACAUUGGAAGUCGAAGUUUAUCAGUUAGGCAAGGACUUCUCUCGAUCACUGCCAGGCUCAAGGCGGUCUUCGUUUCAACAACAAGAAAAAGAUGGUGCCGUCGACCCCGCCGUGUGCUCACGACGAGAGCGGCGACGUUCGUCGUGCGUGCGGCGUGAUCCGGACGACAUUUUGCGCUCACUACGCGCCGUCAAAGGCGAACUCGGGCGCACCCUGUCGCUUUCGGGUUCUACCGCCAGGCGCACCGCUACGGGGCGCAAGGGCAGCAUGUGGGCGGCGGUGCCGGCGGCAGCGGCGUGCGACGCGGUCGCGGACGACGACGACGUGCCUCUGGGGCCUGGCCAGCUGCCGCCGCGCAACGCGCACCUGCCGCCGUUGCACGCGGAGAUCAACAUCAGCAUCAUCAUGAUCAAGGGACAACUCGAACUUGAGGUUUCUCAUGCUCGACGGGUUUACGGCGUGAACGGUGAGGUGCCGGAUUCGUACGUGAAGUGCUACCUGCGAGACGGCGACAAAUGGUUGCACAAGCGCAAGACCAGGGUGAUACGCCGCACCACAGAGCCUCAUUUCAAGCAAACGCUUAAAUACUUGGCAAGCGAAGCUCUGGGGCGUACACUGGUAGUUAUGCUGUGGCAGCGCUGCGGAGGUUUCGAGCACAACCUGGCGCUCGGCGGUGUCGAAAUAUGCCUCGACAAGCUGACCCUACCGCAGCGCACGUACGGAUGGUACCCGCUGUUCCCGGCCACGUCUCUCGCCGCCGACGAGUCGCCCGAUUGAUCCAGGGAGCCGUCGCCGGAGCGCCAUGACUACUAGCGCACCCCCGACGGCUCAAAAUUUGUCCCUUGCAAGACCCCGAUAACGUUUGACAUGCCUGUGCUCUUAUAACAUUCAGCUCGUGCCCUUAGUAUAUGAUCGCAUACCUCACAAGCGUAAAUGGUUAACGACUAUCGAGUAUAACAUGAGAGUAUAAAGAUCCAAAUUCGAUAUAUUAUCUAUCUUCACCGAACCAAGUCAAAAGUACUUAAAUGACAUAACUUUUGAACAAAAUAAAAAUGCAAACACAAUAGAACAAGUUAAGUAAGAAGCCCAAUUUGGCGGCCUUUCAAAGCGAUCUUUUUCAUGCAAACUAAAAAAUUUCCUUCAACAUAUGGUGAAAGGAAAAUCUGCAGCAAUGUCAUCUGAAAUACAAAACUGUAAAAAACACGGUUAUAUUAGAGAGCCGAGGAAAAUUUAUCGGCCCUCCCAUAUUUACGUGUAGGGAUUUAUUAAAACGAAACUACAACUUUGUACAAACGAGGAGGCACAUCGUGGGGAACUCAUUAGUUAGAGAAAAUUGAUCAUCGCCAAGGGUUCACUCUGUCAAUAGUGAACGACUAAGGAGGAUCCUCCUUACAAUAACAGU